GAGGUUCAGGGAGUCGGCGCCAUGACCCUAUCGAGGCUUCCCGGGUUGCUUAGCCGGGUCUCGGCCACUGCGUGGAGAGCGGCAAGAUCACCCCUUCUGUGUCAUUCUCUGAGGAAAACAAGUUCUUCUCAAGGAGGAAAGUCUGAACUUGUCAAACAGUCCCUUAAGAAGCCAAAGUUACCAGAAGGUCGUUUUGAUGCACCAGAGGAUUCCCAUUUAGAGAAAGAACCACUGGAAACUCAAGCUAAGACAUCCAGUGAGCCACAGAGAUAUGUGAGAAAGAAGAACUUCCAUUAGAGAGGCCUUCAGGGGAAUUCAUAGAGUAGGAAAAAGCCAACUUGCAUUGCAGUAAAGCAUGGACUUCUUUUGAAAACAGAAUGAUGAUGGGUAUAGGGGACAGUUUAUUCACAAUAUAACAAGAAUAAAAGAAUGAAUAUUUGAAAAAUUUUCAGGGU
Messenger RNA from Mandrillus leucophaeus (drill), 455 nucleotides. RefSeq names its product succinate dehydrogenase complex assembly factor 4 (gene SDHAF4). The record is from RefSeq and is a predicted model, not a curated record. The coding region runs from base 22 to 297 and encodes 91 amino acids. The transcript is spliced from 3 exons. Lineage: Eukaryota; Metazoa; Chordata; Mammalia; Primates; Cercopithecidae.